AUGGGAACGGGAAGCAAGCCCGGAAGCCCAAGCGGGAGUCGUGCUGUCAGCCCGCAAGGCGAUGGCGCAGGCGGUCCCAGAGAUCUCUCCCUAGUCGGCACGGGCAUGGCAACUUUCGCUGCUUCCAAUCGUUGGGAGACAGUGUGUAUUGACAAUAAUGUUGUAGCCCCUGGAACUGCACCACCGACGAUUGGCGGUUCUAGUACCGAGCAGACGCCAGCAGCGACGUCCGACGCGGAAGCAACGACGACAUCAACGAAUCAAACUACAGAUCCAGUCACGGACCCAGCUGCAGACAUCAUCAGCCCAUCCGAAGAGACGUCAGUCGGGGAGGCCCUCGAAGCCGGCGGUAUCGACGACGAUGACGAAUUUACGCCUAGCGUUUUCGACGAGGGGUCGAUAGCUGACGACAGAACCGAUUCGACGUCGCUCAACUCGAGUGUCUACGAGCAUAGCUUCAAGAACGGCAGACGGUACCACAAGUUCCGCCACGGACGAUAUCCGAUCCCCAACGACGAGACAGAGCAGAACCGUGAGGACAUGCUGCAUGCCAUGAUGUUGGAGGUAACAGAUGGGCGGCUAUACUUUGCUCCCAUUGGCAACAGCCCUCAAAAGAUCAUCGACCUGGGCACCGGCACCGGUAUUUGGGCCAUUGAAAGUGGGUUCAGGCUCUCUAAUCCCUGGAUGCAACGGGUGUUCACUCGGUGUGAAAAGCGUUGA
Molecule: messenger RNA, 720 nt
Organism: Colletotrichum spaethianum
Lineage: Eukaryota; Fungi; Ascomycota; Sordariomycetes; Glomerellales; Glomerellaceae
Product: secondary metabolism regulator LAE1
Exons: 2
Coding region: 1-720 (239 amino acids)
Source: RefSeq, a predicted model, not a curated record